Molecule: messenger RNA, 2259 nt
Organism: Odobenus rosmarus divergens (Pacific walrus)
Lineage: Eukaryota; Metazoa; Chordata; Mammalia; Carnivora; Odobenidae
Gene: EXD2
Product: exonuclease 3'-5' domain containing 2
Exons: 8
Coding region: 40-1911 (623 amino acids)
Biological process (GO): nucleobase-containing compound metabolic process
Cellular component (GO): nucleus; cytoplasm
Molecular function (GO): nucleic acid binding; 3'-5' exonuclease activity
Source: RefSeq, a predicted model, not a curated record
GGAUUAGUGAUAUGCUUUCCUAAACAGAAAAAGUUGAAGAUGUCUAGAUACUUAAUGGCUUUGACAGUGACCACCCUCAUCGGUGUGGCCGUGGGGGGGUUUGUCCUGUGGAAAGGCAUCCGGCGGCGGAGGAGUAAAGACAGCCCGGACAGCGGGCAGCGACGGCAGCAUCCGCAGCAUCAAACACCGGGCAGGAGGGAGCUGCCCGCUCCAGAAGAGGUCCGGCUGCGCUCCAGGGCCCCCGGGGCCUCAUGGGAGGAGAGGAUCCUCGGCGCAAAGGUGGUGACUGUGUCUCAGGAGGCUGAGUGGGACCACAUUGAGCCCUUGCUUAGGAGUGAGUUAGAAGAUUUUCCAGUACUUGGAAUCGACUGUGAGUGGGUGAAUUCGGAAGGCAAAGCCAGUCCUCUGUCACUCCUUCAAAUGGCCUCCCCAAGUGGCUUCUGUGUCUUGGUUCGCUUGCCCAAGCUGAUCUGUGGAGAAAAAACACUACCAAAAACUUUGUUGGACAUUUUGGCAGAUGGCACUGUUUUAAAAGUUGGAGUAGGAUGUUCAGAAGAUGCCAGCAAGCUUCUGCAGGACUACGGCCUCGUGGUUAGGGGGUGCCUGGACCUCCGGUACCUAGCUAUGAGGCAGAGAAACAAUUUGCUCUGUAAUGGGCUCAGUCUGAAAUCACUUGCUGAGACAGUUUUGAACUUUCCACUUGACAAGUCCCUUCUACUUCGUUGUAGCAACUGGGAUGCUGAGCAUCUUUCUGAAGACCAGGUGAUUUAUGCUGCCAGGGAUGCCCAGAUUUCAGUGGCUCUCUUUCUCCAUCUUCUUGGAUACCCUUUCUCUAGGAAUUCAACUCUAGAUGAAAACGAUGACCACGUGGGCUGGAGAAAAGCCUUGGAAAAUUGCCAGGAUGUGGUAGACAUCCCAUUCCGAAGCAAAGGACUCAGCCGACUGGAGGAAGAGGUUAAUAGGGAAGCAGCAGAAGCUCAGCAGAAGCCAAGAAAUAAGAAGUCUAAGACAGAUGGAAUGAUGGCAGGCAACCACCAAGGGAGAGAUCCCAGAAAGCAUAAAAGAAAGCCCCUGGGGGUGGGCUAUUCGGCCAGAAAAUCGCCCCUCUACGAUAACUGCUUCCUCCAUGCUCCUGAUGGACAGCCCCUCUGCACUUGUGACCGAAGGAAAGCUCAGUGGUACCUGGACAAAGGCAUUGGAGAGCUGGUGAGUGAGGAGCCUUUUGUGGUCAAGCUACAGUUUGAACCUGCAGGAAGACCCGAAUCUCCAGGAGACUAUUACUUGAUGGUUAAAGAGAACCUGUGUGUAGUCUGUGGCAAGAAAGACUCGUACAUUCGGAAGAACGUGAUUCCGCAUGAGUACCGGAAGCACUUCCCCAUUGAGAUGAAGGACCACAACUCGCACGAUGUGCUUCUGCUCUGCACCUCCUGCCACGCCAUCUCUAACUACUAUGACAACCACCUGAAGCAGCAGCUGGCCAGAGAGUUCCAGGCCCCCAUUGGCUCCGAGGAGGGUCUGCGCCUGCUGGAAGACCCUGAGCGCCGGCAGGUACGCUCUGGGGCCAGGGCCCUGCUCAACGCGGAGAGCCUGCCUGCUCAUCGAAAGGAGGAGCUGCUGCAAGCGCUCAGAGAGUUUUAUAACACAGACACAGUCACGGAUGAGAUGCUUCAAGAGGCUGCCAGCCUGGAGACAAGGAUUUCCAACGAAAACUACGUCCCUCACGGGCUGAGGGUGGUGCGGUGCCACAGCCGCGGCGGGCUGCGCUCCCUCAUGCAGCUGGAGAGCCGCUGGCGUCAGCACUUCCUGGACUCCAUGCAGCCCAGGCACCUGCCCCAGCAGUGGUCCGUGGACCACAACCAUCAGAAGCUGCUCCGGAGAUACGGGGAAGACCUUCCCGUCAAGCUGUCGUGACAGCCGCUCUCCUCCCAGGUGAGGACGGCCAGGAAGCUGAGCCAAGGUGGGAAAGUCACCUCUUCCCGUGCCAUUAAUUGUCAGAGCCUAUUGUCACAACUUGGAAUGCUAACCCACGCCGAUCCCAGGAUGCUUCUGGUGGAGCCAGGCUGUUGCUUCAAGGGGAGCGUGUGGUUGUGGAUUUUAGUUGGGCAGGGUGAGAAUUCUUUUUGCCUCCCUCUUAUUUUAUUUUCGUGGACAAAAGGGCCUUGGCCAUUAUUUUACUUUCCUUCUUUUGCUUUCCCUGUGCAGACAGCAAAUGAAGGAUUCUCCCCUGAGGUGACUUGUCAAGAUGCUCAGGUUUUUAAU